Lymnaea stagnalis (great pond snail) is the source of this 4292-nucleotide messenger RNA. The record is from the annotation of a GenBank genome assembly. Lineage: Eukaryota; Metazoa; Mollusca; Gastropoda; Lymnaeidae.
UCAACUCGGAAGAUCUCAAGUUGUUUGGUGUCAAGAGGAGAGAAACUGUAGUGGACGAGGGAUCACAUUUUUUGGGUAAGAUAAACAAGUUAUAUAGCUUGUGCCUUAUUAAAACAAUGUUAAUGUUUUCAAUGAAUUAACACGCAGUCAAGCAGACAAAGACCUGAACAGCAUUAACUGGGAAAACAGCUCUGUUUAUUCGUGAAUAUAGCGUUAUCUUAAAAUCUGAGAGUAACACAUUCUCAUCGCCUCUCCAUGUUGUCUUCUACAGUGUGCGAACAGGAGCCGCUUGAACUUGGCAUCGUCCUUGACUCCUCCAGCUCAAUUUCCAGAAAGGACUUCCAGACAGGCAUCUCAUUCUUGCAGGAAUUUCUCCAGCAGUUCGAGAUCGGACCAGGCCCUAAAGACGUCAGAGUGUCCAUUAUCACAUACGGCAAAGGCAUUUAUCCCUAUGUAAGAAUUCCUGAAAAAACUUCCUUGUAACAGGGGCGAAGGGGGUUAGACAUCAUGUGAUCUGGUGUACCCAGUUUGAGACAUGCUUUCUAAACACGCUAAAUUACAUAGCUCUAAUUUUCAUAAUUACAAAUGUUGCAAUAAUGUAAAUUAUAACAGAAAAAAACAACAAUGUGUUUUCUCAAAUUGUUUCGCGUGCUGACAUUUGGCUAAGUGACUUUAAAACAAGUUUAAAAGCAGGGCUUUCAUUAUGCACAAAAUUCAGAUCACCACAUACAAAUGGCCUGGGGGACGUCCGGUCGACCCAGACGUCCCAUCCAUUAACAGUAACAACUAUUAAUGGGUCACCACAUACAAAUGAACCAAUUAAACUAAUUCCUUAAGUUUGGACAUAGAAAUUGUAACCUACUGCCUCGGGUGCACCUGAAUCUUGCAAAGCUUGAUAAAUAAUGAAUUAAAUUAAAGGUGUGCGAUGAAAUAAAUGAAAUGAGACAUUGAAAAUAUGAUUGAGGAUGUGCCUUUGUCUAAGGGUGAGUCGUAUGUGGCCCAUCACUAUAUCAACUCUUUGUUGUCUUUCUUCUUUAGGACGCCUUUAACCUGACCACAUACAACAGCAAACAGGACGUGAUCACUGCCAUCGGUCGUGUCCCUCACAGGGCCGGUCUGUACACAGACACAGGCUUGGCCAUCAAGUACAUGCACGAGGCUCAGCUCAUCGAUGGUGUGGUCAGACCAGAGGCUGAGAAAAUCGGGCUCGUCAUCACAGACGGUAAUUCUCAGAUGUAAGUUGAAUUUUGAUAAACGUCUUGUGCCUUCAAGAGAAUUUCAAAUAUUAUUUGUUUUUGCUUCACCAGAGAUAAUCUAAAGCGGUCAUCGAAAGUAUGAUUAUUCGAAGGCAAAGAGGCUUAACAUUUUUCAUGAAAUUAACAGUUCAAAAUCGCUUCAUUUAAAAAGCUUUAUAAAAAUAUAAUUUGUUUGUUAUUGCUAUAAUUAAAUCUACUUGCCUUCCGGGUAGGAGCUAUUGGUCGAAAUUAAAAAAAAAAAAAAUGUUUGUUCUGCUUUGGAGAAGAUCAAUCGUCACACGUAAUUUUUUACACACUGCCUUCUAUUGGUAGAAAUUAAUCUCCUAUUUUAAAUGUAUGGUUCGUUCAAACAGUGCCUAAGAAAGGACGAAACCAUAGAGAAAUACAAUAGCAAAAAUAAGACACUCAAAACAGUACCAAUUACAAUUAAUAAGAUUUAAUUUAAUUUUAAUGCAAUUACAAAACGAAAGAAAUAUAAUUACAAAUCAUCAACUUACAGAGUAUGGUAGAUCUUGUACCGGUACACAGAUAAUACAAUGUGCCAAUUAAAAAUGUACAAUGACGAAGGCGAAUAAACACAUAAGUACACAAAGAAUAAUACACGUCUCGUUAAGUUAAACAUAUAUAUAUCUGAAUCUCCGUCUCUGUCAAUCCCUUUAUAUAUGCAGCGUAAGCCCUGCCUUCCAGAAGCUACUCAGGAUUUGUUUACGUGCCUAGAACAAAUCGAGAUCAUUCGGCAAGAUACUAGGAGACAUACUAACCAUGUUUAAUUCGUUGUCGGUAGUAAACACGAUACAUCAAAGACUAAGCCAUGCCCACAACAAACGCUAACGUCUGCUAGGGAUCUGAUGUGAGGUGAAACAAAGUUCAAGCACGGGGAAAGUGUACUACAUAACAUAAUACCAUAAGGAAAUUUUCUCUAAAAAAACUUUUUUGGGGUAUUUUCCCCACAGAUGGAGAGUGACCAAGCAGGAAGCUGAGAAAGCUCGGGCUGAUAAUAUCACCAUGUUUGCCAUCGGCGUUGGGGUUGGCAUCAGGGACUCGGAGCUGCUCAACAUCGCAGGGGACGAGAGCAGGGUGACAAAGGUCAACAACUACGAUUCCUUGGCCAACAUCAAGGAGUCCUUGGCCCACAAAACAUGCAUCAGUGAGUGACAACAUGUUUCGGGGUUUUUGGUUGGUGUGUUUUUUUUUUCUGUUCGUUUUGUGCACUUCACUCAAGUGUUUAAAAAAGUACACUUUUAACCAACGUUUUAUGAAAGUAAGGAUUUUUUAAAAAAAAUGUUUGUUAUAGUAAAGGUGCAGUCUUGUUGUUUUAUAUCCAUUGUCUGAUAGUGUACUGAUAAUAAAAAUCUUUGAACCUGUUUCCACAAUUCUUAAUGGUGCCUGCUUUACCUUCUGUUCACAGAGAAGCCCAAAACAACCCCCCUUCCCCCACUUGACGAACGUAAGUAAAGAAAUAGUUCUAUUUUACUCCAUAAUUUCAUUUCAUAAUGGAUGUUAUUUGGUAAUGAUACACGACACAUUAAUAUGUUGAGAGAAAGUUUUUAUUUCAUCGAAGUCAAUUGAUAAUUUUAAUUAAUAAAGAUCAUGUGAUGAUGUUUGCCAAUUACGUUUACCCACAGCUUGUGGUGUCAAGGACCCAGCCGACAUUUAUUUCGUGUUCAGCCCAUCUCAAUUGGGCCCCGACGCUACCGCCUGGACCACUUCCUUCAUCUCUAAAACCAUCGAUGCUGAGGACUUGAAUGACGGAUUCAGGGUAGGUGGAGUUUAGUUGAUAGGUGGGGUCAAUGUUGAUAGGCGUGGUGAAAUAAGUGAUUGAAAAUAUGUAAUGAAAUAUGUCCAGGCUAUUUUAACUUUGAAAGUUAGAUUCCCUUUUCUUCACCCUGUGAUCAAAAAGUUUUUGGGGAAAAUAUAUAAAGUACUUUUUAUUUCAAGUUCUACUCUUUUCCUGUUUGACAGUAUGGCGUCGUAUCCGGUUCCUGUCCUGACGAUGCUGGUUUCGAUUUGAACGCCUACGACAACGUCGAUGACAUCCGAGCAAGGAUCCGGUCAUACGAGGAAAGAAAACUCCCCUCUCUCGUUCAGGUAAACAUUUCAAAUUACAAACACAAAUAUUGAUUAAACUUAUUACCUUGAAAUGUUCACAAGGUUCAAGUAUCCUUUGUACACUGCAAUCCUCUGAUUUAAAAAUGGUUUAUUCUUCACUGGGCUCUGUAGGAAGAGUGGGGCGGGGGGGGGAGGCAUUCAUUUAUUUUCUUUAUCUCAUGACAUGAUGCCGUUCUCUCUUCCAGAGGCUCGCCUCUGAUGGCUACACUGCAGCUAAGGGAGCCAGAGCUGAUGCCAGGAAAGUCGCAGUUAUUGUGGCCAGCAAAGACAAGAAGCUUGCAGAUUUGAAGGAGGAGGUCAAAAGGCUGGUUGCUGACGGGGUCAAGGUCAGUUGGUUGGGAUCCAUCACGUCUCAGCUAAUUCUUUAUUGUAUAAAAAAAGUUGGUACAUGAAGAGUUACACUGAUCGUGGGCCCAUAAUAUAUAGAAUAAGAUGUUACAUCAGUUCAAAUACGAUAAUUUGAAAAUGGAAGAAAGCACAUUAACAAAUUUUUUUCCUCUUUAAAAUUAAAUUCAAUUAUCUUACAAUGUCACAGGCAAAUAAUCUUUGAUGAAUUUAUAUAGUUGUAUAAUGCGUAAUAUUCAUUUCAUACUCAAUGAGUUGAAAACAACACCCAAGUGCAUAAGUGUGUUCAUCAAUAUAGUUUGGGGCGUGUGGGAGCUAUUCGUCACGGGUGGGUCAAAGUCUAUAUACGCCUUUAACUGGGACGUUUCAUCGAAGGUCGCUCUGUUUGAUAUUUAGUUUAAAAUGUUCUAUUUUUAUGAUGUUAACACGAAAUUCGUCCUGCAACAUUCCUCUCAUAUUCUCUUCAAGGUCUUCAUCGCUGACCCGACUGGUGAAGGCAUCUCCAUCGAAGGAGCCACGACCUUGACCGAACGUUCGGCCGGACAACAAUCUGAUCUGCUCGUGGCUGCUCUGUGUCCCUCA